AUGGCCAAACCAGAGACUGAACCUCAGGUGUCUUACGAGGGCCGACAACCAAUCAGUGAGAAAGGACAAGCCGUCAAAAAUCUGGUCGAAGCCGACCUGCUCGAUGACCGAUAUGCUACUACCAAACGCGGGCUGAAAAGUCGACAUGUUCAAUUGAUGGCCCUCGGUGGCACAAUCGGAACUGGACUCUUUGUCUCUUCCGGUCAAGCGCUGGCCAUUGGAGGCCCAGCUUCGCUUCUUUUGGGCUAUGUCUUCAUCUCGGCCAUGGUCUACGGUCUUGUCACAGCCAUCGCUGAAGUGGGUGCAUAUCUCCCCGUCCACGGCGGAACAAUGAGUUAUCAUGGCUUCCGUUAUGUGUCCCGAAGUCUCGGUUUCGCCAUGGGAUAUCUAUACUGGUAUUCCCUUGGAAUUCUAGUGCCCUACGAGAUCACAGCUGCCGGACUGGUCAUCGGAUACUGGGACCAAAAUGGAUCGGUCAACCUUGCCGUGUGGAUCACUAUCAUGAUGUUCAUUAUCAUCGCCCUCAACUUCAUGCCGGUGCGAGUGUAUGGCGAGGCUGAGUUCUGGUUCGCGGGUAUCAAGAUUAUCACUCUGGUAGGCCUGUUGAUGAUAUCAUUCAUCCUCUUCUGGGGCGGUGGACCCAAUCGCCAGCGACUAGGUUUCCAUUAUUGGAAGGACCCGCGCCCGUUCAAUGCUUAUCUCGCGGAAGGCAGCACAGGGAGGUUUGUGGGCUUGCUAAAGUGCACAGUAUCUAGCGCUAUUGCAUUCAUUUUUGCCCCAGAGCUGAUUGUGAUCAGUGGUGGUGAGAUGGAGUCACCUCGACGUAACGUGCCCCGUGCAGCUCGGAGAUACAUUUACCGAUUGGUCUUCUUUUACAUCUUCGGCGUACUGGCCAUUGGCGUUAUCUGUCCAUCUGAUGCCAGCCGUCUGACCAAGGGCGACGGCACAGUGAAUUCGUCCCCAUUCGUCAUUGGCAUCCAAAAUGCUGGUAUUCCCGUUCUGGAUCACAUCGUUAACGCCGCGGUCUUGACAUCCGCCUGGUCCGCGGGAAACUCGUUCCUAUACAUGUCCUCGAGGUCGCUCUACUCUUUGGCCAUGUCAGGCAAUGCGCCGAGUGUGUUCAAGGCCUGUAACCGAUGGGGUGUGCCAUACUGGGCUGUGUCAGCUUCAGCAUGCUUCUCAGCAUUGGCUUAUCUUGCCGUCAACAACUCCAGUUCGAUCGUGUUCAACUGGUUCGUCAAUUUCACCAAUACUUCGGGAUUCAUCUCAUGGAUAUGCUGUGGCAUUGUGUUCUUCCGGUUCCGCAAGGCCGUGGCAGCGCAAGGUAUUGAACAACCGUAUAAAUCCAAGCUGCAGCCAUACGGGGCUUACUUCGGUAUAGCGGGUGCCAUCCUCAUGAUGCUCAUCAACGGCUUCACGGUCUUCUUCCCAUCGCAGUGGUCGGUAAGUAACUUCUUCACUGCAUAUAUCGGUAUUCCUGCGUUCUUGAUUCUCUACUUCGGGCACCGAGUACUGUACUGGGGUGACGGAUGGGCAUGGCGUCCCGAAGAAGUGGACAUGCAAACUGGAUUGGAGGAGAUUAUUGCUGCUGAGCGACCGCCGAAACCGCGGGGGCCGUGGUGGAAGAUUUGGUAG
Molecule: messenger RNA, 1635 nt
Organism: Penicillium bovifimosum
Lineage: Eukaryota; Fungi; Ascomycota; Eurotiomycetes; Eurotiales; Aspergillaceae
Product: proline permease PrnB
Exons: 2
Coding region: 1-1635 (544 amino acids)
Biological process (GO): amino acid transmembrane transport
Cellular component (GO): membrane
Molecular function (GO): amino acid transmembrane transporter activity
Source: RefSeq, a predicted model, not a curated record